AUGGCCACAUCAGACAGCGCUCAAGACUCGAUCUUCGACAAGGUCGCUAAAGAGUCCGACCACUCGACAGCCUCCAGCCACCCAACUCAUCAGGGAAAGCAGGAACAGGCACACGCUUAUGAUCACCAGAGCAAGGGACCUCAGCUCUCAGACAAUCUGCCCGAGGCAAAAGGCAAGGACGAACUCAAGGCCAAGGCGCAGGAGAUGAACGAUCACGUCAGCAAGUAG
Cladophialophora yegresii CBS 114405 is the source of this 228-nucleotide messenger RNA. RefSeq lists its product as uncharacterized. NCBI's taxonomy places the organism in Eukaryota, Fungi, Ascomycota, Eurotiomycetes, Chaetothyriales, Herpotrichiellaceae. The transcript has 2 exons. The record is from RefSeq and is a predicted model, not a curated record. Bases 1 to 228 code for a protein of 75 amino acids.